This is a messenger RNA of Oncorhynchus kisutch (coho salmon), 2697 nucleotides long. RefSeq names its product PC4 and SFRS1-interacting protein-like. NCBI's taxonomy places the organism in Eukaryota, Metazoa, Chordata, Actinopteri, Salmoniformes, Salmonidae. Bases 141 to 1754 code for a protein of 537 amino acids. The record is from RefSeq and is a predicted model, not a curated record. The transcript has 18 exons.
GGGUAAGGGUUAGUGUCCUUGCUACAUACCCACACUGUUAUGCACGAAUCAUGCAUUAUACAAGUCGGACACUUGUAGAAUGGAUUCGCAACUGAAACUCAAUUCAGGUGUGCAAUAGAGUGCCGUACAUCGCAAGAAGAAUGGCUCGGGAUUACAAACCGGGUGACCUGAUCUUUGCGAAGAUGAAGGGCUACCCUCACUGGCCUGCCAGGAUUAAUGACUACUCUGAUGGAGCUGUGAAGCCGGCCAACAUGAAGUUUCCCAUCUUUUUCUUUGGUACCCAUGAAACUGCAUUCCUAGGCCCCAAAGAUAUAUAUCCCUACCUGCCCAAUAAAGAGAAGUAUGCCAAGCCUAACAAGAGAAAGGGCUUCAACGAAGGCCUGUGGGAGGUUGAGAACAACCCAAAGGUGGAGCUGAAUGGAGAGAAGCAAAUGAUGCUGUCGGAUAACGUAACGGAGAAGGACUCUGACAGUAACCCGGAAGGGGACGAGGAGGGAGAUUAUGAGAAGAGGAAGAAACCCAAAGUGUCGGGGGCUGAGAGUGAGGCAGGACAGGAGGAAGAUGAUGAUGAGGAGGAUGGGGGCAUGCAGGUCUCUGAACAGGGACAGCCCCAGGGCCAGGAUGAACUGUUCUGGGACUUGGAAACUAGACUCUUGCCUGCUGACUUGGACCCCACACCAAAUGAAUCUACAGACACUCCCAAACCCAAGAGAAGAAGGAAGAAAAAGAGUGAUGUAGAGGCCGACUCUGAGAAAGAGGACGCUGCCAACAGUCCCACAUCCAGCCCUCAAGAUGGAGAGGGCCCCACUCCUAAGCGGCGAGGCAGGAAGACCAAAGCUGAGAAGAUGCUCCUACUCCAGCAGCAGGACCCCCAGGGCUCAGGCAGUGACAUGGACACUGCUGAGUCGGAGAGAAAGAGAAAGAGGACGCCGGAAGACAAGUCCAUGAGAGGAGAGGAGGAGAAGAGGCCGGACGGGAGGAGAAAGAAGGAAGACAACAAAGGGAGAGAGUUGGAGGGGAAGAAGGACCCUGAUGCUAAACGGAGGAGACAGACCAAAGAGGAGAGCUCCUCUGACUCAGAGAACCAGGAGAAGAGCAAGGGGGUUGCGGGAGACCGCAAGCGGCAGCAGCCCACUCUGACCGAGACAGGGGACAAAGACGAUCGUCAACGACGUAAACCAGACGAGCAGAAAGAGCAAAACAAAGAUGAUGGAAACAAAGUGGAUGAAAGGAAAGGAGACAAGAAGAAAGAGAUAUCGAUAGAAUCGAGGCUGCAGAGGUUGCAUGGAGAAAUCAAAAUCUCCCUCAAGAUUGACAACCCAGAUGUGAAGAAGUGUCUGGUGGCGUUGGAUGAGCUGGGCAUGCUGCAGGUCACCACCCAGCACCUGCAGAAACACUCAGAGCUCAUUGCAACACUCAAAAAGAUCCGGAGGUUCAAGGCCAGCCAGGACAUCAUGGACAAGUCCACCAUGCUGUACAACAAGUUUAAGAGCAUGUUCCUGCUGGGGGAGGGGGAUCAGCUGCUCAGCCAGGUGCUCAACAAGUCCAUAGCAGAGCAGAAGCAGCAGGAGGAGGCCAGGAAGGGAGCACAGAAGAAGGCUGAGCGGGCCAGGGAGAACAACACAGAUAACAAUAUGAAUGGCGACUCCAGUCCGGAUGAUAAGAAGCAGGAGUCGGACAAGGAGAAGCCUGCUGAAGAGGCCUCUACAGGUGAUAACAGCAGUGUAGUGAAGGCCCAAGAGGAAACCAACUGAUGAAGAAACAUCUGACUGACUAAACUGAAGGGGAUGUUGGUGCUGCUGACCUUCUCCUGAGUCCUGACUGAUCUGUGCUGAUCCCACCUGCACACACUAGUCCAAACACCACCAAUAAGAGGUCCUGUUGCUUUGACAUGUCGUACAAAUCCAGGCUCUUCUCUGAACACCCACGUCUUAAACCCUACAGAGCAGUGUCUUCCAAAGUCCUAUUUUAGAUUUAAUUUUUUAUGAUGAAUGCGUCCACUGUGGCUGUUUUUUAAACUGAUGGUAGUAAAAAGUGGUUCCACAAGGAAAAUGUUUAAUUUAACUAGGCAAGUCAGUUAAGAACAAAUUCUUAUUUUCAAUGACAGCCUAGGAAAAGUGGGUUAACUGCCUGUUCAGGGGCAGAAUGACAGCUCGGGGGUUUGAACUUGCAACCGGUUACUAGUCCAACGCUCUAACCACUAGGCUACCCCAAUAAUACUUGCAUAUCUAACCCAUCCCUGACCUUACUUUGUUUGAACUAUUCUGCUAUGUGGCGAAAAUUUGACAGUAUCAUGUUUGAGAAUGUCAUGGCAAAAAUGGGAGUGGGACAAGGAAGCUUUAUAGUCUGUUUUAAUAAUCACUUAACGUUUGACAUGGCAAGAUCUUGCAGUUCAACUCUCUGAAUUAUACAAGAUAGAUAAAAUAUACGGUAGUUACUGGUAGAGGAGUCUUUGUAUUACUAGUUAGUUUAGGCAAAUGUACUUAAUACUGACCAAUAUUACUCUGGGUAGGUGCACAUUUUGUUCUUGCACAGAAAGGAAAUACUACUUGUGCCAAAGUUUUUCUUCCACUCGCACACCCAAGUUUAAAUGUCUAUCUGUUGUAAAUAAGAGUAUUUUUGUGCCUGUCUGAAAGCCUGUUUAGCCUCCUUUGUAAUAAAGCAUUGGUUCAAUAACCGUUUGUCGGUAACUACAAA